AUGGAAAUGGAGUUGGGGAGUAGUUUUGGCUCAACCUAUCAACAAAAUCCUUCUAAUGACUGGCAAUGUUUAAAUAAUUUUCUUAAUUGCUUACAAACUAGCCAAGGACAAAAAGUUUAUUUAGGACCUGAGGGAAAGAAAACUAGUGGUGGAGGAAAUAAAGAAAAUAGUGGUAAUUCAGGCUUUAAACAAAGUGGUGGUUAUCAUGACGGAAAAGAUUGGUUUAAUAUUCACGAAGACUUUCAUCCUCAGUUAGAAAAUUAUAAAUUCUUACCUACUCCUGAUAAAUUUGUUAAAAUCAAAGAGCAAUUUAUUAAUGAAGUUUGGGGAACUCUCGAAAAACAAAACUACUAUCUAUUAAGAAGCAAAAAUAACACCUUUACUAUUAUUCUUCAAAAUCGGGGACAAUAUGAUUUUGCUGACCCUCGAAUUGUGUUAUUUUUUGGUCGGAAUACUAAUGACUCUGAAAGCAAAAGAAAAAAUGAGAAAGCAGGACGGAAAGGACAAGACGAGCAUAUUUGUCCAGCUUGUAAUAAUUGCUAUGAUUUUUGUGGUGAUUUAAGAAAUAAGAGAGCUGUUCCAGUUGGCUAUCUUAAACCAAGUUAUCCAAAAUGGCAACCAAAAGUUAAGUUGCUUUUCUCUUACACUCCAACAACUACUUCGGGCAGUGAACCCUCAGCUGUCGUUAUUACUGAUGAUGAAUGUAAGAAGUGUAAAAAUGAAAACCCUAACUGUGAACAUGAAUAUACUCCCGUGUUAGCUGUUCCUUCUAAUAUUCAUCUACAAAAAUAUGUUGAUAAUCAAAACUUUCUCGAAGGACUUUUAAAAGAUUGCACUAAACCACUUUUAAUAUUUCUGGUUGACGGGGGAGAUAGUUCAGACCCAGUUGGACACAAAGGAAAAGACAACAGCACCCAAAACAUAGUAGAAACACCUCAUUUAUUAAAUCACAGUUCAGCUCAAUUUUACUUUCAAAAGAAGUUGUUAUUUACAGCUAAUUUAAAGCAUUUGUAUGUCAGAAGGAAAAAUCCUGGUUGGGUUUUGGGUUAUCGAAUAUUAGUUAGAAUCCGUGGUUCGGUAAUUAAUGAAAGUUUUAUUAGUCAAUUGACCAGUUCUGUUUUACUUGGCUUUGUGAAAAAAGGAGGAAAGAUGUUAGCUAAUGGAAUAGCUUCUUUUGUUCCUGGUGGGACAUUAUUUAAAAAAGGCUUCAAAGCAAUAACAAGUCUUUUUGGUGGUAAGAAAGAUGACAAGAAAGAAGGUGAUGGAGGAGGUGAUUUAAAAAAUAUUCUGACCAAAGAAAAAUAUGAGAAAAUGUUGACUAAUCCAUUUUAUAUUCGUUUUGAACAUAGUGAAGCAUUAUAUAAUAAUCUAGCCAAUAACAACAAUACUUCUCCUAUUCAGAACAUUCAAAAUCGUUUUAGUGCUUUUAAGCAAUAUACUUUUAAUAGUGGCACGGUUCCUGGACAAGAGGAUGUAGAUAUUAUUCCUGGGGAAAGCAAAAAAGAUGAAGCUACUUCUCACGACAACAUUACUAAACAUGAUAAUCGGGUGUUAUUUAUUGAAAGACCUUAUUGUAAAAACUCUGACGGAGAUAAUGUGCUAGAACACAUUUUACCUCAAACACCUAAUUUCACAGGUGGAGAAGGAAUACAUGAAGCUAAAAGUAAUGUAGUUCUAACUUUGGAAAUGAAAGAAGGAGGUGGGAAAGGUAAAGGAGAUGGAGUAGUUUAUUUCUCAUUAGAAAGUGGUAGUGAAGACCAAAUUAUUCACCGAUUUAAGUUUGAUCGACAACAAGCCGAACGAGAAAAAGAUUAUGAAGCCAAAGAAUAUGAUGAACCAGAAUGA
This is a messenger RNA of Entrophospora sp. SA101, 1845 nucleotides long. The record is from the annotation of a GenBank genome assembly. Lineage: Eukaryota; Fungi; Glomeromycota; Glomeromycetes; Entrophosporales; Entrophosporaceae.